Nipponia nippon (crested ibis) is the source of this 807-nucleotide messenger RNA. NCBI's taxonomy places the organism in Eukaryota, Metazoa, Chordata, Aves, Pelecaniformes, Threskiornithidae. The record is from RefSeq and is a predicted model, not a curated record.
AUGGCAGGAAAGGAGGCAAAGAGAUGGGACGCAGUUCAGCCCUCAAAGAGAUUUUUAAGAAGUGCAGGGCCAAGACACAAUAGCUUAAAAAUAGUGGGAUCUGUUGUAUUUCCAGAAAAUAGCAGUGUACAAAUAUCACCAGCAGGAACUUUAAUAUUGAGACACUUCAACCUGAGUGGAAUUUACACUUGUUCCAUUGUUUAUAAGCUAACAGCAACGCAACCUGAUAAAAACCUUGUAAUAAAGUAUCUUAUUUAUGCUUAUUCUGAUCCUAGAAAUUACUAUGAGUUCACAGCCCAGUAUCAUGCAGCCCCCUGCAACAGUUCUCAUAAUACUUCUUUUGAGAAAGCAUUGCUUCAGAUACUAAGCAAACUCGUUGCUGACCUUUCUUGUAAGGUUACAUUAAUUAAGUCAGAAUGCCAUCAUGUAAAAAUGCAGAGAGGAGGUCUACAGAAUGAAAUCUUCUUUACAUUUUCAGAAAAACACAACAGGCUAUGUCAGCAAACUGCUUGUGAUGCAUCUCAGAGACUAAACGAGGCAAAACACCUUAUAGAGACAUUUUUUAAGCAACAAGUGGAAGUUAGCAGGAAAAGUUCUGAACCGUUGCCUGAAAUAUACUACAUUGAAGGUACUCUGCAAAUGGUAUGGGUUGAUCGCUGCUUUCCAGGGUAUGCAAUGAAUGCUCUAAUACAUCCAGGCUGUCCAGAGUGUUGUGUUGUAUGCAGCCCAGGAUCAUACAAUCCUAGUAAUGGAAUUCACUGUCUUCGGUGCGACAGAAGUUUGAUAUAUGGAGCAACAAAGUGCUAA